GUUUUGCCGUUGUCAAAUUCCGCUGUUUUGACACCGACAGGUGUCGACUCUGAGUGUAUCUGCCUUGCUGUGUGUGAUUCUCGCUUGUCUCGCUCUGCGGGACACUUGGCGUUGGCGUAUGCGUCGAUAGUCGAUAUCAUCACUUUUGAUAAGAUGGAGCCUCCGGACUUCAAAGCUACGAACUUGACCGUGGAGCCCGAACAGCGCGCAUACCCGUUAUGUGACAAAUGGAGAGACGGCUCCGAGAGUUCGGUGUUCCAGCUCGCCAACAUCUUCCUUCUCCUCGGCUUCAUGGGUGGCAGCGAUGUUUUCGGACGCUUCUACAUGUUCACCUUCUUGACUCUGGGCUUCUUCUGCGCCACUCUCUGGGCUUGGACGGACUCGUGCACCAUCGACGCGUUCCUGUGGUGUUUGGCGCUGUUCGCUGUGUGCCUGGGCAAGUUUCUCCGUGCUGCCGGCAGAAUCAGGAGCGUCUCAUUCCAAAGGGACUUCCAGGAGCUUUAUAUGUGCAUGUUUAAGAAGAUCGGAGUUUCACGCUCACAAUUUGGGAAAAUCGUUUCCUGCUGUGACAGAAAUAUCCACACCAUAGAGAAGGAUCACUUCUUCGCCAUAGAAGGAAAGACAUCCAUCGAUAAAUUAUCCUUGCUCAUGUCCGGCAGAAUCCGAGUGACUGUUAAUGGCGAGUUUCUGCACUACAUCUACCCAUUCCAGUUUCUGGAUUCACCAGAAUGGGACUCUCUCAGACCAUCAGAAGAGGGUGUAUUCCAGGUCACCCUAUCAGCUGAUAACCCGUGUACAUAUGUGUCAUGGAGGAGGAAGAAGCUCUAUCUUCUUUUUGCUAAACACCGCUACAUAGCCAGGAUCUUUGCUCUGGUUGUUCGGAAUGACAUUGCAGAGAAGCUGUACUCACUGAACGACAGCGCAUUCAACUGCUCCGGACAUCGCUAUGAUCUGCGCUUACCAAGUUACUGUCACAUGCCAGGGACCGAAUUAGAAGUCCCAAUGAAAGUUCCAGUGCAGGUUGAAAUGUCUGCUUGACCACACAAACCCUCAUGCAGGCCAGACAGUUUCCUCAUUGAGAAUAGGAAGAGGUAAUUGUCUGCUUCAACCAUCUUGUUUUCAUCCAUUAUCUUAAUUUUAAAUAAAUAACUCUGAAUGUAGAGUAGGCAACAUAAUGUCUCACAUAAUGGGAUCAAAAUGGGAUUUAUCACUUCAGUGCUAAUGCUAGCAGUCUUGGAGAUCUAGGUUCGCUCAUUUUUUCAAGCGAGUGUACCAUCGCAUUUUUUUUUUUGAGCUGUGGUUUUAAGGUGAAUAUUUGUUUUUUUGAUGAGAAGUCUCGACAUGACCACAGUUAUUCAUUACGCGGCAGUAUUUACCUGAAAGAAGUCUUUGAACAGCAUGAGUGUUUUUGUUCAUGAAUUUUUGGGUUCAUCAAUACAAAUCAGAUACUUACAAACAGAAGAAACUUUGUGCACUUCUCAUCAUUUUUGUACUUGCCGGUAAUGGUAACCUUUGCCAAUAAUUACCUUUGUUUAUGUGUUGUUUUAACAUUAUGUGAAAACAACACCACCAAAACAUAGAAACCGAUCCAUACUGUGAGUGAGCUUACUUGACUGCUUUUGUUCAUUCUAUUUCAAUGUGAUAAACUAAUGAUUAUUUUGAGUAUGUGCUCGAUGGUUGUUUUUAACAUUGAAAAGAAAAGCUUACAAAGUGAUGUCAGAUGUGCUUCAAGUCCUUUGGUUAGAUUUGGUAAAAAUGUCCAAAGCCCAUGUUAUAUGAGCCUGUUACAAUAUGGUGAGAGAACUAUGCGAAAUCAAUACAAAGUGCA
Molecule: messenger RNA, 1828 nt
Organism: Hippocampus comes (tiger tail seahorse)
Lineage: Eukaryota; Metazoa; Chordata; Actinopteri; Syngnathiformes; Syngnathidae
Gene: popdc3
Product: popeye domain cAMP effector 3
Exons: 3
Coding region: 154-1038 (294 amino acids)
Biological process (GO): skeletal muscle tissue development; heart development; regulation of membrane potential
Cellular component (GO): sarcolemma
Molecular function (GO): cAMP binding
Source: RefSeq, a predicted model, not a curated record